AUGCCGUAUACUCACUGUCGUCGACGCUCCAACGAGUCUCCGCCGUCGCUUCACCGCGUCACGCCCAGCGGAGACUUUGUUGACGUCGACAAGGUCGAACCCUGCGUAUGCGUCGUUGGCGUGGGCUUCGUCGGCAAGAGUCUGCUCCGGGAAUUCGGCCGUGUCUUCCGUUCGAUUGGGUUCGACAUCUCGGAGAAGCGUAUCGAUGAGCUCAGACGCUCGUUCAAGGGCCAGGAGAAGACGACGCUGACAACGGACAAGUCGAUGUUGCGCACGGCGACUCACUAUCUCAUUUCCGUCCCCACGCUGCUGAAGGAAGACCGCACCGUCGACCUUUCGCACCUCGUCUCAGCUGUCCAGAUGGUCCUGUCGGCCGCCCGGCCCGGUUGCGUCAUCGUCAUCGAGUCCAGCGUGUCCGUCGGCACCACCCGCCAUCUCUUCUCGCGCUACAAGGGCGUAUUCUAUUGCGGAAUGUCGCCGGAACGUGUCGACCCCGGACGAGUCUCGCCACCGGCCAAAGAGAUCCCCAAGAUCGUCUCCGGCUUGACGCCCAGGUCACUGAGCGUCAUCCAGGCCGCCUACAGCAGGGCCUUCGACACCGUCGUCCCGGUCAGCAAGCCCGAGGUGGCGGAGAUGACGAAGCUGUUCGAGAACUGCUACCGCAUGGUCAACAUAGCAUACGUCAACGAGAUGGCCGACGCAGCGCGCUCGCACGGCGUCGACCCGGACGAGAUGAUCGCGGCGGCGACUUCCAAGCCGUACGGCUUCACGCCGUUCCACCCCGGGCUCGGCGUCGGCGGCCAUUGCAUCCCGGUCAACCCGUUCUACCUCUUCGCCAACAACAGGAACCUCCCCGUUCUCGAAAAGGCGACCGCGAAGAUGUGGCAGCGCCCCGCCAGGAUCGCACGCGGCUUCCACAGACGCACCAGUUCGGCGCAGAAGGGUGCUCCCCCCCGCAUCCUCGUCGUCGGCAUGGGCUUCAAGCCUGGCCAGUCGGUUCUCUCCUGCUCGCCGGGUGUUGCUUUUGCCGAGAAGCUGCACAGCCUCGGGUGUGCCCGUCUUGCAUUCUAUGAUCCGCUGGUCUCGAAAGAGCAUCUGGGCUGGAUGGACAAGCUCGAGGAUGAGUGGUGGACACAGGAAUAUAUCGAUGCGAACUUCGACGCCGUUGCGAUCUGUAACCGCCAGACCGGAGUCGACUUUGGCGUUGUGACGAAGCUCCAGAGAGCAAAGGUGCAAGAGUUGAAGUAG
This is a messenger RNA of Diplodia corticola, 1248 nucleotides long. Its product is annotated as udp-n-acetyl-d-mannosamine 6-dehydrogenase. Gene Ontology annotation, biological process: polysaccharide biosynthetic process. Gene Ontology annotation, molecular function: NAD binding; oxidoreductase activity, acting on the CH-OH group of donors, NAD or NADP as acceptor; oxidoreductase activity, acting on the CH-CH group of donors, NAD or NADP as acceptor. The coding region runs from base 1 to 1248 and encodes 415 amino acids. The record is from RefSeq and is a predicted model, not a curated record. The transcript has a single exon. NCBI's taxonomy places the organism in Eukaryota, Fungi, Ascomycota, Dothideomycetes, Botryosphaeriales, Botryosphaeriaceae.